GUGUGGAUGCCAUAAUACCAUUCACCAGUCAGACAGCACCGGUUGCUCAAACCAUUUGCUAUAACCUCCUCACCAUUCCCAUCCUUUCAUUUCAAAAACACUUCCUUCAUUUCCUUGUUUUGAACAUGUCAUCAUUCACUCGUUCUCUCUCUUUGUAACUUCCCUUAAGGGGCAGGAUCAUAGACAGAAUGUCAAAAUAGAGGAUGCAACUGUUUUGUAGCUUUUUGCCUUCAGAGGAGAGGGGGAGAAGACGAGUUAAUUACAGCAUUAGCUCAUUACCUGUGUCUUCUCUUCCUCAUUUGCUCCCUAUGCUCUGAGAGAGUGUGGUUCAGCCAGAUAGAGACUGCGUGACAAAGAAGUCUACUAGGAUAACUGUCAUUCUAGCACUAAAAGAUCAGCUAAAGGAUAUCAUCUUGGAGGAUCAUAUUUUAUUUGUCUUAGAUUCCUAUAUUUUAUUCAUUGAUACAGUAUUUUUUUAACUGGCUACUCAGUGGAUGAGUAUGGACUUCAGAAACUGCUUCACUGGAGGGUAAGUUCUCAAAACGUUAUUGGAUUAAUCUAAGAGGAAGUGUUUAAGGAUCAAGAGUUAUUGCUUUCCCGGAUUGACUUAGACUCUCCUGGAUCUCUUGCUGUGAUCUAGAUGUGCAUCUGACUUUAGUGAGCAGAUCAUCGGUUUGUGGUGCAAGUGUAGGUUUGAGCCUUUGAGACUUCAGAAACAUGCAGCCUGUGUCAAGUUUCAGGUGCAAGGGACAGGGAGAGGGCACUUUUCAUGAGCUCAUGCCCAGAUCAGGAAUGGUUACAGGAGCAGGAGGAUCAGGUAGUAGUUCUGGGAGUCUUCAUAGCCCGCAGAGACACCCUAAAUUUCCUCGAGAGCUCAGCCUGGAAGAGCAGCAGGAACUAAGACGGAAAAUCAACAGCCGUGAGAGAAAGAGAAUGCAAGACCUAAACUUGGCCAUGGAUGCUUUGCGGGAGGUAAUGGUACCAUACUCUUCCUCCCCAACCUCAUCCUUGGCUGCAGGAGGAGGGCUGCAACACCCUUAUCUACCACUUGGAGCUUCUCCGAAUGGCCGCCGUCUUUCCAAGAUCUCCACGCUGGUCUUGGCUCGCAACUACAUCCUGCUCCUUGGCUCCUCCCUCCAGGAGAUGAGGCGGCUGCUAGGUGAGGUCAGCAUCGGAGGGACUGUACCGCACCUGCUCCUGACAGGAGGGUGGCCAUUUCUGACUGGGCCAGGACAGCUCUUGCUCAGUUCACCAGAACAGUCACUUGGACUGACCCAGUGUUCUUCAUUGCCACUGAAUAGUGCUCUGGCCCCGGAGGAGUCUACACCAUGGGGUUCACGGGGAGUGGCAGGGACACCACUCUGCCCCUGUCGAGUGUGUCGGGGACCCAGAGUGGUGCAUUCAACUCCUACAUCUCGCUUCCAGAAAUAAUUUUCAAAAACUUAUGAGUGAAUGACAAUAAUUGCUCAUUUGAAAAAAAACAAAUGUUAUUAUACAAGCAAGUUAGUUAUUCUCUCUUUUUCUGGUUUUCAUAUUGACUUUCCUGUUGACUUUUUUCUUAUUUUUUUCUUAUCUUUUUUCAACUUUUAUUUUGUGAAAAAUAGUUUUUUCUGAAUCUGAAACUCAGUAAAAUAAUAUUAUAAACAUUUUGACAAAAUAUACUUGCUUCAGAAUUGAACUGUAAUAGAUCCAAAAUCUGACAGUUAGUUAAAUAUGCAAAGAUGCAAAAA
Molecule: messenger RNA, 1730 nt
Organism: Hemibagrus wyckioides
Lineage: Eukaryota; Metazoa; Chordata; Actinopteri; Siluriformes; Bagridae
Gene: olig1
Product: oligodendrocyte transcription factor 1
Exons: 1
Coding region: 718-1431 (237 amino acids)
Molecular function (GO): protein dimerization activity
Source: RefSeq, a predicted model, not a curated record